UUCUAUAUUGAAAUGGUACGGAAGCGGCAUGUGCUAUAAGCUGCCGGGCUUUGGUCCGCUCCCUUGUCAUCGAGUCACCGACUUGCUUUAGACCUUCCGCCUUCCGGCACUGGGUACGUUAUACCGCCAUACACGUUCUUACAACUCUGUGGAGAUAUGCGUUUUGCGACUCAAUGUGUGAGGAGGGGUUCUUCGGUUCAACAUUUGGGCAACUGACUCCUCUCAACUGUGUCAAAGUUUGCUUUUUUUGGGAACCAAAUAGCAUCAAGAUCAAACCAUGUUCCCUGUAAUUUACGAUAAAAUAAGAAUAAUUUUAUUGAUCCAGCAUGAUGAAAUUUGAAGAUGGGGGUGAAAUUUUGAAGUAUAGAGGCAAUGUUUAAAGCUGAUGUGUAGUCUUUUCGGUGAUUAUGCUCCGAACGGUAGUUUUACUGAUGAGCGAGAGACAAAAAUUAGCAGAGCUUAUAAGAAAAUGCUCUAGGAAUUUAUUUCUCGAUCAAGGAAAGGAGGUUCAUGGAGCUGUGGUAAGGAAGGAUUACGGUUCUGAUUUGAUGAUAAAUAAUGAUCUCAUAGAUAUGUAUGGAAAAUGUGGUAGAAUGAGCAUUGCCUAUGCAGUGUUUGAUAGAAUGCCUGAAAGAAAUGUUGUUUCUUGGACAGCUUUGAUGUGUGGAUAUUUACAAGAGGGCAAUGCCAAGGCGUCUUUAUCACUUUUUCGUCAUAUGGGAUUUUCCGGUGUAAGGCCUAAUGAAUAUACAUUUUCUACAAAUAUCAAGGCGUGUGCAUUUUUGGAUGUUCUGGAAAACGGGAUGCAGAUUCAUGGCUUUUGUACUAAACGUGGAUUUGAAGGGUAUCCUGUGGUGGGAAAUUCAAUCAUUGAUAUGUACUCGAAAUGUGGAAAAAUCAAUGAGGCUGAACGGAUGUUUCAUGAUAUGCCGGCUAGGAGUCUGAUAACUUGGAACGUGAUGAUAUCAGGGUAUUCCCUUUUCGAAGAUAUGUGUGAUAGAUCUUUGCAUUUAUUCAAGGAGAUGCAAAUGCAAGGAGAGAUACCGGAUAAGUAUACCUUUACGAGCACAUUAAAGGCUUGUCGUGGACUUGGAGCUUUUCAAGAGGGAACACAAAUUCAUGCCUUUCUGAUUAUAAGAGGAUGCUCAAUUCCAGUUCAAAACUUUAUUUCUGGUGCUCUUAUUGAUCUGUACGUCCAAUGUGGAUACUUGUUUCAAGCAAGAAAGGUGUUUGAUCAAAUGGAAACGAAAAGUGUGGUAUCUUGGACAACAAUAAUAAUAGGAUACGCUCAAGAAGGAAACUUAUCUGAGGCAAUGGACUUGUUCAGACAGCUUCAGGAGAGUCGCAUUCCCAUUGAUGGAUUUGUUCUUUCCAGCAUGAUCAGCGUCUUUGCGGAUUUUGCUCUUACGGAGUCAGGAAAGCAGAUGCAUUCCUAUGCCAUCAAAACCCCCUCGGGUUUAGACACAUCAGUAGCAAAUUCAAUUGUCGACAUGUAUCUCAAGUCUGGUUUGACGGAGGAGGCUGAACAGCUUUUUGUCAAUAUGCCAGAGAAGAAUAAGAUCUCCUACACGGUUAUGAUCACGGGAUAUGGGAAGUAUGGUCUUGGUAAUGAUGCAAUGGAUCUCUUCGAGAAAAUGCAGCAGGAUAAUAUUGAGCCAGACCAUGUAACCUACUUGGCUUUGCUCUCGGCCUGUAGCCAUUCGGGACUUGUUGAAGAAAGCCAGAGAUACUUCACGCAAUUGUGUAAUAGUUAUCAGAUAAAAACUAGAGUCGAGCAUUAUGCUUGCAUGGUUGAUAUCCUUGGUCGAGCCGGACGGUUAAAAGAAGCCAAGAAACUCAUACAGAGAAUGCCAAUAAGACCUAAUAUAGGAAUAUGGCAAACAUUACUUAGUGCUUGUAGAGUACAUAAAGAUGUCGAGUUAGGGAGAGAAGUAGGAGAGAUUCUCUUGAGAUUAGAUGGUGAAAAUCCCGUAAACUAUGUUUUGUUGUCGAAUGUUUUUGCCGACGCCCUCUACUGGACAGAGUGUGAGAGAUUGAGAGGGUUAGUGAAAGCUAAGGGUUUGAAGAAGGAAGCUGGGCGUAGUUGGGUCGAGAUUGAUAAGGAGAUGCACUUUUUCUACAAUGGCGACGAAACACAUCCACUUACUCGAAAAAUCCACGAAAUUUUGAAAGAAAUGGAGAAGAAAAUGAAAGAAGUAAUGGGUUAUGCGUAUGAAGUGAGAUACGCACUGCAUGAUGUAGAAGAGGAAUCGAAGGAGGAAAACUUGAGAGUUCAUAGCGAGAAAUUAGCUGUUGGUUUGGCUUUAGUUUGUGGUGGGAUGAAGAAGGAAGGUCAGCCCAUUAGGAUUUUCAAGAACUUGAGAAUUUGUGGGGAUUGUCAUGAGUUCAUUAAAGGUUUGUCCAAGAUUUUGGAGAAACUGUUUCUUGUUAGAGAUGCUAAUAGGUUCCACAAGUUUGAAAAUUCGGGCGACUAUAAAAUUCAUAAGGAGUCCACACUCCACUUUGUGUUGAGGCUUGGUGGUGGCAGGCAGAUUAUUGUUAAAACCCUUACUGGGAAGACAAUAACCAGUGAAGGUGAAAGCUCCGACACCAACGAUAAUGUUAAAGCUAAAAUUCAGGACAAGGAAGGAAUCUCACCAAACCAGGAGUCAACUCUGCACCUCGUGCUGAGGUUGCGGGUAGGCAUGCAGAUUUUUGUGAGGACUCUAACAGGAAAACUCGUCAGUUCGUGUUGA
Olea europaea var. sylvestris is the source of this 2735-nucleotide messenger RNA. RefSeq names its product putative pentatricopeptide repeat-containing protein At3g15130. The transcript has 2 exons. The record is from RefSeq and is a predicted model, not a curated record. Gene Ontology annotation, biological process: RNA modification. The coding region runs from base 408 to 2735 and encodes 775 amino acids. Lineage: Eukaryota; Viridiplantae; Streptophyta; Magnoliopsida; Lamiales; Oleaceae. Gene Ontology annotation, molecular function: protein binding; zinc ion binding; RNA binding.